UCCACAGCCUCUCUGGGCAGCUGUUCCAGCACCUCACCACUCUCACAGCAAAGAACUUGAAUCAAUGCAAGACAGGUGUGUCCCAGUGAAACGUCUGAGGUUGGUGAUGUGAUGGACAUGUUGUAGAGCAGUGCCCUUUUGAUGGCAGGUGAGGAGGAUGCUGACCCACAGAUGGGCUGGGCACAGAGCAGUGCAGACCCUCAGCCCAUAUACUUGAGAGCCGUGGAAGUUGUGUGGAUCUCAAGCCAUUCCUUCAGGAUAACACAUUGUUUUUUCUCACUCCAGUGAGGCCGGAGAAGGGUGAGCUCCCAGCAGAGCCAUGGAGGGCGGUGUGCAGCUCCUCAACCGCGAUGGCCACAGCAUCUCACACAACUCCAAGCGCCAUUACCACGACGCCUUCGUGUGCAUGAACCGCAUGCGGCAGCGCGGGCUGCUCUGCGACAUCGUGCUGCACGUGGGCACCAAGGAGAUCAAAGCCCACAAGGUGGUGCUGGCGUCCUGCAGCCCCUACUUCCACGCCAUGUUCACAAAUGAGAUGAGUGAGAGCCGCCAGACCCAUGUGACACUGCACGACAUCGACCCUCAGGCCCUGGAGCAGUUGGUGCAAUAUGCUUACACAGCAGAGAUCGUGGUGGGCGAGGGCAAUGUGCAGACACUUCUUCCUGCUGCCAGCCUGCUUCAGCUCAAUGGGGUGCGGGAUGCUUGCUGCAAGUUCCUGCUCAGCCAACUCGACCCAUCCAACUGCCUGGGGAUCCGGGGCUUUGCCGACACGCACUCCUGCAGUGACCUUCUCAAGUCUGCACACAAAUACGUCCUCCAACACUUCGUGGAGGUGUCCAAGACAGAGGAGUUCAUGUUGCUGCCUCUUAAACAAGUGCUGGACCUCAUUUCUAGUGACAGCCUCAAUGUGCCAUCAGAGGAGGAGGUUUACCGGGCUGUGCUCAGCUGGGUCAAACAUGAUGUGGACAGCAGGAGACAGCAUGUCCCCAGGCUCAUGAAAUGCGUGCGGCUGCCCCUGCUGAGCCGGGACUUCUUGAUGAGCAACGUGGACACGGAGCUGCUGGUGCGGCAUCACUCGGAGUGCAAGGACCUGCUGAUCGAAGCCCUCAAGUACCACCUCAUGCCUGAGCAGAGGGGGGUCCUCAGCAACAGCAGGACCAGGCCACGGCGCUGCGAGGGGGCCAGCACCGUGCUUUUUGCUGUGGGUGGGGGCAGCCUGUUUGCCAUCCAUGGGGACUGUGAGGCUUACGACACGCGGACGGACCGCUGGCACAUGGUGGCAUCCAUGUCGACCCGCAGGGCCAGGGUGGGCGUCGCGGCCAUUGGGAACAAGCUGUACGCUGUGGGCGGUUAUGAUGGGACCUCAGAUUUGGCCACGGUGGAGUCCUAUGAUCCUGUCACCAACUCCUGGCAACCGGAGGUGUCCAUGGGCACAAGGAGGAGCUGCCUGGGUGUAGCAGCACUUCAUGGGCUCCUCUAUGCUGCUGGGGGAUACGAUGGGGCCUCAUGCCUGAACAGCGCAGAGCGGUACGACCCUCUGACAGGCACCUGGACAUCCAUCGCUGCCAUGAGCACCAGGAGACGCUACGUCCGGGUGGCAACGCUAGAAGGCAACCUCUAUGCUGUUGGGGGAUAUGACAGCUCAUCCCACUUAGCCACAGUAGAAAAGUAUGAGCCCCAGAUCAACACUUGGACGCCCAUUGCCAACAUGUUGAGCCGCCGGAGCAGCGCAGGGGUGGCUGUGCUGGAAGGGAUGCUCUACGUGGCUGGUGGUAAUGAUGGGACCAGCUGCCUUAACUCCGUUGAGCGUUACAACCCCAAAACCAACACGUGGGAGAGCGUUGCACCCAUGAACAUCCGCAGGAGCACCCACGACCUGGUGGCCAUGGACGGCUGGCUGUACGCCGUGGGUGGCAACGAUGGCAGCUCCAGCCUGAACUCCAUCGAGAAGUACAACCCACGCACCAACAAGUGGGUGGCAGCCUCCUGCAUGUUCACCCGUCGCAGCAGCGUUGGGGUGGCCGUGCUGGAACUGCUCAACUUCCCACCUCCCUCCUCACCCACGCUCUCCGUGUCCUCGACGAGCCUUUGACAAAGGAUCGGGACCUGCCUUACCUCCAGGGGGUCGGGGGUCCGUCCUGCGGGGCAGCCGCUCGCUGUAGGAGCAGAGCGAAGGCGUUGGCUGCCAUCCCCAGCCCUUCUGCUCCCAUGGAGCCUGGAGCCAUCCCUGGCGCACGCCUCGGAUCAGCGAGCCCCAAACUGUGCUUCCUGGGGGACCACCCUCCUUCCUGCAGCACGGGGUGUUUCCACUCCAUCCCUGGACUCAUCUCACCGCUCUCCCAAAGGGUUCCGUGUUUUCUUUGGGGAAGGGGACCUCAAAACCAUCGCUGCUUAUUGGAUUCAGGCAAUCCAGCCGGUGCCACGUGGGCAGCACAGCCAACCCAGGGGCUUCGCCGUGGUGGGCAGUGCUCCUUCCCAGGGACGUGGUUGGAUGUGCAGCGUCCCUCCGAAUGUCACUGUAGCCAAACUCUUGACCAAGCCUAAUGUGCACUGUUAAAGACUCUGAGGCCGCCGCGUGGUUCUCAAUGGUGUCUAAUUGAUGCCUUAAAAAUACACAAAUGAAGCCCAGCGAAGGGACGGGGCCUGGAGGAGGUGAAGUUUGGAGACAAAGCCUCAUUCAACAGGGACCCAACCGGCCGUGGGGAGCCAUGCAAGUGGAUGGGAUGGACCUGCCUGCACCCAUCCCUGCUCCCUCCACGCAUCCCACUGCGCCGUCUGGCUGGGAACAGAGCAGCUUGUUGCUGUUUCCCUCGUUGCAGAGCAGAUUCCAGGUUGAUGGCAAGGUCCAGCCUUCCAGACAAGGAGGAUUGCCUGGCGUUACUUUUGUUGGCGUUAACUUUUCACCUUCUUCUUUUUUUAAUUUUAAUGACUUCAUAUCAUUUUAUUUUUACACUCUGCCGGUAUUCCCCAUCCCAUCUGCUUUGGAGGCAGCAGAAGGGAUGCAAUUACUUUUCUUAAUUGUUGAUGAGAUGAUGACUGUGUCCUGGAAGACGUUCUCUAUAGAUGUGUGGGUGUGUGUGCAUGUGUGAGAUACCAUAUGUACAGUGAAAACAGCACGGAAGGGACCGUGCGCAAUUAACAACUCCUUGGCAAUUAGGCAACCACUUUAAAUGAAGGUUGAAUCAAUUAGCACCGUAAAUCACAAGCCUGUCCUUCCAGACCUAUGCCAUGGAACCUCUGGGGUUGCUUAGAUUUCAGUGCGUGUGCUGUAGGGUGUGAGCCAUGGAUUGGGAGAGUGUUCCCCACAUUGUAGGGGAAUGACUCAGCCACCCGUACCUCAACAGCACCCAGUUGUGGCCUUGGGAACAUGGUGACACUGUUUGUUUGUUUGUUUGUUUGUUUCAGGCUGAUGCCUUUCUCCUUGUUCCCACACUCCUUAUUUCCCAUUUACAGUGUUCAUAUUUUACCUAUAGGAUCGUAAUCAUAGAGUCACUAAGGUUGGAAAGAUCAUCAAGUCCAACCCCAACCCAUCCGCACAGUGAUGGCAUUUGGCCGAAAAUUUCAAUAGGGAUUCCCUGCUUUCUCCACUCCUUGGGGUGAAAGUUGAGUUUGGGAUGAGCCAAGGACUCCCCAGCUUUGUUCAAAUUAACAUUGACGUGGGUGAAAUAGGCACAGGGUUGUGUGUGUGUGUGCAUGGGUGUGUGUGCAUGGAGGUGUGUGUGUGCAUGAGAGAGAUCUCAGUUCUUUUCUUACCAUCCCUGUAAGCAACACGAGGAGUAUAAUGCUGCUGGACUCCUGCAGCCAGCAGCUCCAGGAUGCUCUGCGAAGGAGAUGCUGCUGCUGAGGCCAGCGAGAGGAAUGGAAGAAGGGUGGUGGGAACCUUCAGCAAUGGCGAUGCUGCCCUUCCUCUGGGGAUCAGCAGCACGGGCAGCAUCACCUCUGUCACCCACCGGUUGGGUCCUGAGCAAUACCAGCCCCGAGGCUGUUCUGCAAAACAGAAACCUGGGGAGCCUCCCGCGCCCCAUGUCCUAACUAUGCAGGUGCUCAAUGCUUUCCUCUGUGGGAAACGAAGGAAGGAAAGGGAGAAAUUGUCCCCGGAGCACCCCGACCUGCACUGUGUGGACACGAGGUGUCGGCACCUGCCCCCGGGUUGACACCGGGGUCGGGAUUGCUUCUGGUGCUGCACGACCUCAGCGGGGCCGUGCGUCCGUCUGUGUCCGUCCCUGCGUGGGGAGGAGAACCGCCAGCUCUCCGCGGCUCCUCUGCCGUCCUCACUUAGUGCUGUCUCGCCCCAAAUUGUCCCCAAAUGUGCUGUUUCCCAUGUGAGCUCCGUCCCCCUGGGCGGGGGGCUCCUGCUGUGUCCCCCAGGGGUCCCGCUGUGGCUGGCAGUGCUGACCCCAUUAUGGGCACAGCUCGCCCCCCGCCGCUAGCAGACCCGCCGUGUCCACGUCCAACCGUCGUCACUUUGGUUUCUCUGUAAGUUACCCCACUUAUUUAUGUGGAACUCCGUUUCAAGGAAUUUUUUGCACUACAUGGGACCGGGGAGGGGAUACAAGCAAUACAAAGCCAACGUGUACAAUAAAGACGUUUUCUUGAA
Phasianus colchicus (ring-necked pheasant) is the source of this 4597-nucleotide messenger RNA. It is a transcript of the gene KLHL17, whose product is annotated as kelch like family member 17. Lineage: Eukaryota; Metazoa; Chordata; Aves; Galliformes; Phasianidae. Gene Ontology annotation, molecular function: protein binding. The record is from RefSeq and is a predicted model, not a curated record.